GGGAGGUUAGACAGUUUGACAGCUAACAGCGGCUCAUGUUUCUUCCCGUGUCAAACCGCCGCCCUUUUUUAAAAUUCCAUCAACUUCCGCGGCAAGCAUUGCGAAGCUGUUGGCUGCCUAGUAGAGCUAGGAUUACACUGCAGCGGUGUUAAAAGACUGCAUCCCCGUUCCUUUUUUUCUCUUUUGUUUAGUCUGCCCCUCUUCCUCAGAAACCUAGGUAGUUCAAGUCGGGGUUGACAUAUCUUGACAAGAUGUCGUCAAUAAACAUUACCGUGUCCCACAAGGGCAAGAAGUACGAUGUCGAGGUCGAUACCGAAUCCACCGGCGAGGUGUUCAAAUACCAGCUAUUCAGCUUGACUGGCGUCGAACCCGAGCGACAGAGGAUCCUCGUCAAGGGCGGCCAGCUCAAGGAUGACAUAGUUAUGAGCUCCGUAGGUCUCAAGCCGGGACAAACGGUCAUGAUGAUGGGUACUCCCGGUGGUAGCGAGGUCCAACGCCCAGCGGGCAAGAUCAAGUUUGUUGAGGACAUGACCGAGGCCGAAGCUGCUCAACAGGAGGGCGCCACGCCGGCAGGUCUCGAGAACCUGGGCAACACUUGCUAUCUCAACUCGACGCUACAGACCCUACGCACCAUUCCAGAGCUCCAGACCGCAUUGUCAACUUACAUGUUCAAGGAGGACCACAGCAAUCGGGUCCCCAACCUGGACCUUACCAAUCAGCUCAGGAACUUGUACGAGGCGAUGGGAAAGACGCAAUCCGGCUAUGCCCCGCACGCCUUUCUGAGUGCCCUGCGUACAGCAUUUCCCCAAUUCGCCGAGCGGUCGAGACAGGGCCAAGGUUUCGCACAGCAGGACGCCGAGGAGGCCUGGUCGCAGAUCCUCGCACAGCUGAGGCAGAAGCUUACGCGGGAGGGCUCGCAAGACCAAAAAACCAUUUCCUUUAUUGAUGAGUACAUGGCCGGCGAGUUUGAGAGCGUGCUGGAGUGCGACGAUCCUGCUGCCCGUGAGAUGGGAGAGCAGUCCGUCACCACACGAGAGCCGUUUCUCAAGCUGAACUGCCACAUCGACAAGGAUAUCAACCACCUUCGCGACGGUAUCCUUGCCUCGCUUACCGAGACGAUUGAGAAGAAGUCGGACACAUUGGACAGGGAAGCUACUUACACCAAGCGGUCUAAGAUCUCGCGUCUGCCCAAGUACCUGACCGUUCACUUUGUGCGUUUCUUCUGGAAGCGUGACGUGCAGAAGAAGGCCAAGAUCAUGCGCAAGGUCACAUUUUCGCACGAGCUUGAUAUUGUCGAGUUCUGCACAGAUGACCUGAAGAAGCUGCUCAUCCCGGUCCGCGACAAGGUGCGCGAGGUCCGCAAGGACGAAGAGGACAUCGAGCGUUCGCGCAAGCGACGCAAGAAGAACCCACUCCUGGACGGCGACGUUCCGGGAUCCUCGGGAUCCAAGGAGGCGGAGAAGAAGAAGGACGACAAGAAGCCGGGAGCGGACGGAGAUGUCGAUAUGGCAAUGGAUGGUGAGACGUUCAAGACGGACGCCGAGAUCGACGAAGAGAAGCAGGCGCAGCUCUUGCAGGCCAAGAAGGAGCUGCACGCUCUUGUGAACCAGGAAUUGGCGGCAGACAAGGGCGCUAACCACUCGGGACUGUACGAGCUCCGCGGCGUUGUGACGCACCAAGGCGCGAGUGCCGACAGCGGUCAUUACACGGCGUACGUCAAGAAGACGGCUCCUGUGGAUCCUCAGACGGGCAAGCCCAAGGGUGAAGAGGAUGGCAAGUGGUGGUGGUUCAACGACGACAAGGUGUCAGAGGUGACAUCGGACAAGAUUGAUGCGCUGGCCGGUGGCGGCGAGUCUCACUCGGCGCUUAUUCUGUUAUACCGGGCCAUCCCGCUGCCGUCUGCCGAUGGAAUCGAUCAGGCAUAGUCAACUUUUAACACGGAUCCCCAACAUGGGGGAAGGUAGCCUGAAGUGGUUCACUGCCCCGCUGAGAAUUUGAUACAGAAACAAGAACAAGAAAAGAAAAAAAAUAAUCCAGUAACACGGGACGUGGGAUUUUGGCUGCGUUCCUUAGUUUUGUAUUCGGUACAAUUGGUAAAAGGCAGAUAGAUUUCGGCUUAUGAAAGAUAAAAACACCUAAGUUUGUUUGCAUACUUUUAUGUGCUUCGGGUAUCCUACAAGCUAACUUUACAUCCCUUGCCUAAGAAAAUGGCCACCACCUCGAGCCACUUUUUGUUGACUGAGUAUCACC
Molecule: messenger RNA, 2250 nt
Organism: Pyricularia oryzae 70-15
Lineage: Eukaryota; Fungi; Ascomycota; Sordariomycetes; Magnaporthales; Pyriculariaceae
Product: ubiquitin carboxyl-terminal hydrolase 6
Exons: 2
Coding region: 252-1925 (557 amino acids)
Biological process (GO): regulation of proteasomal protein catabolic process; protein deubiquitination; proteasome-mediated ubiquitin-dependent protein catabolic process
Molecular function (GO): protein binding; cysteine-type deubiquitinase activity; proteasome binding
Source: RefSeq, a predicted model, not a curated record